AUGGAGUGCAAGUUGGUGACAUUUUCUUCUUUAGGCUUGAGUUGUGUGUUGUGGGUUUACAUGGAGAAAACACAAGGUGAGAUUGAUUUUCUUACAGGGAGUCUUAGUUCUAAUGGUGAGCCAAUUGCUACUAGUGUGAUUGUUUCAGGUGGAUAUGAAGAUGAUGACGAUCAAGGAGAUGUGAUUAUAUAUACAGAUCAUGGUGGGCAAGAUAAGAUUGGUAGGCAAGCUAAACAUCAUAAGCUAGAAGGUGAGAAUCUUAGUUUGUCAAGGAGUAGGUAUUAA
Molecule: messenger RNA, 285 nt
Organism: Arabis nemorensis
Lineage: Eukaryota; Viridiplantae; Streptophyta; Magnoliopsida; Brassicales; Brassicaceae
Source: the annotation of a GenBank genome assembly